This is a messenger RNA of Amphibalanus amphitrite, 872 nucleotides long. Its product is annotated as endocuticle structural glycoprotein ABD-4-like. Gene Ontology annotation, molecular function: structural constituent of chitin-based larval cuticle. The coding region runs from base 199 to 729 and encodes 176 amino acids. The transcript has 3 exons. Gene Ontology annotation, cellular component: chitin-based extracellular matrix. The record is from RefSeq and is a predicted model, not a curated record. Lineage: Eukaryota; Metazoa; Arthropoda; Thecostraca; Balanomorpha; Balanidae.
GAGCUCAAAUUGUGAAGAAAGGCAGACAUUUUUAUCAAACCAUGUAAUGAGAGGUGGAUUAGAUGCAUAGACAUGUUAAAUCGUCCCGUCGAGGGCGUCUGUAGCGGGACCACAAUAUAAACCCGGCUGACGGCUGAGACAGGCAUCAUUCCAUCACCGGAGCUGGCAAGACUGACAGCAGCAGCAACAGCAGCCAACAUGAAGAUGUUUGUGAUUGCCGCUCUUCUGGCCGUUGCUGUCGCCGACAAGCUGCCGGCUCCCUCAUACUCUCCCCCGACUUCUCCUCCCUACUCUCCCUCGACCCCGCCUCCCUACUCUCCCACCACCCAGCCUCCCUAUUACUCCACUACCCAGAAAUACGGACAGAAGGUCCCUCAGAUCCUCUCUCAGCAGUUCGACCUCCGCCCCGACGGCUCCUAUGACUCGAGCUACCAGACGGACAACGGCAUUUCUGCCUCGGACUCUGGCAGGCCCGUGGCCGAUUACGGCGGCCAGCCCAGCUACGCCCGUGAGGGACAGUACAGCUACACCGACGACUACGGCAACACCUACACCGUCACCUACACGGCCGGCGUGAACGGUUACCAGCCGCAGGGCGCCCACCUGCCCGUCCCGGUGCCCACCGAGUACCCGAUCCCGCAGGUGCCGGUGGUGCCCCAGGGUGAUUACCAGCCGGCCCCGCCCCCCAAGCCCGUUCAGCCCCAGUACGAGCCGUACCAGCCGUACUAGUGAUAUUUGACAGCGCUCACGGGAAUAGAUGACCAUUGACCAACUUGUAGCAAACUUCUCUGUCAUUCUUUGAUUUCAACCGUCCGAUUGUUUGUGUGUGUGUGUCAAUCAGACGUGCGAAAUAUACGAGCUUUCAUCGAUCA